This is a messenger RNA of Seriola aureovittata, 1326 nucleotides long. RefSeq names its product Kv channel-interacting protein 1. Gene Ontology annotation, cellular component: voltage-gated potassium channel complex. The transcript has 9 exons. NCBI's taxonomy places the organism in Eukaryota, Metazoa, Chordata, Actinopteri, Carangiformes, Carangidae. Gene Ontology annotation, molecular function: calcium ion binding; transmembrane transporter binding; potassium channel regulator activity. Gene Ontology annotation, biological process: regulation of potassium ion transmembrane transport. Bases 368 to 1045 code for a protein of 225 amino acids. The record is from RefSeq and is a predicted model, not a curated record.
CCACUUAAAAAAUUGAUAAGCAGGAGAAGAAAAGAAGAAGCAGAAGAGAGAGAAAACCAAGAGGACUUCAUGAGAUUCCUUCGUUACCCAGAGGUUGACUGCAGACUGAAAGGAAGUUUUGCGGAAACUUGGAUUCUCAUCAGGACGAAAGGCGACACAGAAAGAAGAGCGCACUCCGCUCCUCUUCUUCCACUCUGUUGGAUUCAUACUCUCCGCCAGAAGAAGUUGAUCAUUGAUUGCCACUUUGCUCUGAGGGCGCUGCUGCAGCUGCUGGUGUUGCUGGUGCUGGUGCUGCUGAUUUUGUCCUGGAAACCCCUGUCCUGCUCUGGCCCCUGCUCAGCCUGCUGUGUCCCGGGUCACUGUCAGGAUGGCGGGGUGUGCCAAACGCUGCAAACAGGGGCUUGUCAAGUUUGCCCUGUCCCUGCACAAACUGGUCACUGGGACUCUCAUUAAAGAUAAAGCUGAUGAUGACUUGGAGAUGACCAUGGUGUGCCAUCGACCAGAGGGCCUGGACCAGCUAGAGGCUCAAACCAACUUCAGCAAAAGAGAGCUCCAAGUGCUCUACAGGGGCUUCAAGAAUGAGUGUCCAAGUGGCAUUGUAAAUGAGGAAACCUUCAAGCAAAUAUACUCCCAGUUCUUCCCACAUGGAGAUGCCAGCACCUACGCACACUACCUGUUCAACGCGUUUGACGCAGCACACACCGGCUCCAUAAAGUUCGAGGACUUUGUAACAGCUCUGUCCAUCCUGCUGAGGGGCACUGUCACUGAGAAGCUCCAGUGGACAUUUAACCUCUAUGAUAUCAACAGAGAUGGAUACAUCAACAAAGAGGAGAUGACAGACAUUGUCAGAGCGAUAUACGACAUGAUGGGGAAAUACACUUACCCUGUCUUGAAAACUGACGCACCCAGACAGCAUGUGGAUGCCUUCUUUCAGAAAAUGGACAAAAACAGAGACGGCGUGGUCACUCUUGAUGAAUUCAUCCUUUCUUGUCAAGAGGAUGAAAACAUCAUGCGGUCUCUGCAGCUCUUUGAAAACGUCAUCUAGACAACAAAGAAGAGGGAGACGGCGCUAUAGACGAAAGCAUGGAGAUCGAGAAAAGAGAAGAAAGAAGGGAGGGAGAAGGAGAGAUGAACAUGAACAAGAAAAGGAACCGCAUAGCUCGCAAUUGAAACGAAACAAAGAGCUUGUUGCUUUGUGUGUGACGGUUGCCGCAAAACUUCAUGGGAGGUGUCUUGCUGUAACAAAUCCAUGGCGACAAACCAUCACUGGUUUUUGGAAAAUGUCCUUCAGAAUAAAACACGUCAAUUGACCUUUCUGUGACCAUU